Molecule: messenger RNA, 3644 nt
Organism: Liolophura sinensis
Lineage: Eukaryota; Metazoa; Mollusca; Polyplacophora; Chitonida; Chitonidae
Product: F-box only protein 21-like
Exons: 12
Coding region: 662-2491 (609 amino acids)
Molecular function (GO): DNA binding; protein binding
Source: RefSeq, a predicted model, not a curated record
UGUGGCUUUAAUAUUUCAGGUGGAUGACAGAGAACGACUUUUGUCACCUACAAAUCUAACUGCUGGGAUUUUAAAGGAUAUGAAUCACAAAGAUGAAAUUAGCACUGGUCAGUGGGCUUAUAUAUAGGGGCAUGGAAACAGGAUUGUAAACUGUACCGAUACAUGAUAAUAUAUGAUAUCUCUCCUUAUGUCUAUUUCUUUCUUUUUUGUUCAGUGAAUUAAAUGUUUGGAUUACUAGGUGACAGGUAAAUACCAGACACUUGUCCUGUUAGAUAGGUUAUGCGAAUCCACUUCCAUUUCAGCUCAGUGGGACAACUAUAUCAGAACUUGUUGUUAAAUACUGGUUCCCCUUCCCACCCCCAACCACCCACUCCAAAACCCCAGCUUGCUAGCCUUUCACCAACUAAAUCGGAGUAGGCCUACUAUGAAAAACCUUGAUCAUAUGAAAUAAAAUCUAGGACGGGAGAAAUAGAUUGGAGAUAUUCAGGGGAGGUCACCCACACAAAAUUGAAAACACGAAAAUGACCGCUUUGUUAUUACCCCUUUGCGCAUUCUCCACUUUACGCUAAUUUUCGUAAUCUGACAUUCGACAACAUGGACUGAAAUCAGCAGAAAACACAUGUCCUGAAGGCAGGAGAAAAUCUUUCACCAAAAUGACAAAAUGUCAGAGAAAACUUCGUCGGCACUGAAGAUUUCGGAUUUACCGAGUGAAUUGAUAGAGUACAUUCUAACGGAUAAGGAUUUAAGUGUGAGGGACGUCUGCAAUGCUGCACAAACAUGCAGGAAACUGAAUGGUGUGGCACAAAGCAACGAACUGUGGCGGAAAAAACUUAAGCGUAGAUGGCCAGAUCUGGUAGAGAAAUAUCCUCGAGGAGCUUCUCACUGGUGGCAGGAUGUCUACAAAUACCAGCACAGCUGUCGACAGAGGGUUCAGGCUAUGGUCAAGGAGUUCUCUCCCCUAUACUACAGCAGUGAUGAAAUCUCCAAGGAUGGCUUUCUUCCAUUCAUGGCACUCAUGGAGGAGAGUGAGCAUUCUCCAAUGGCUGUGAUUGAUGAACUAAUGGAGACAUUUCGUCAUGGAGAACGGCACUCAAACCUUACCAACAAGUACUACGCGGAGAAAGUGUUACGAUAUCUCCUUCAGCUUCACCUGUCUCAUGAGCUGACAGCCUUCCUUGCCCAACCCUCUGAGGACCAGCUUAUUGAGAAUGGAGCUGUUCUUGUUGCUCAGUGGUGCCAGCCUACUGUUGACAUCACAGAAGCCUGUGUCAGUCGUAUGUUGGACGCCAUCGCCGUGAGAGUUGAGAACAGGAUUAAGGAACGCCAUCCUACUCACCCUGUCUGCUCAGUACAACUUAACAGUGACAAACCUCUGUACGAGUCCCAGUGGAAGCCGGCCCAGUGUAGGCAGGUUUUGGAGGCUGUCAAUCAGGUUCUCUACACAGAUAUGGGCUUCUCUGGUAACUCUGUCAACUAUUACAGCCCAGAAAACUCUUAUAUCAACAAGGUGCUUGAACGACGCAUUGGUAUCCCGAUCUCAUUGGCUAUUGUGUAUUCGGCUGUUGCUAGGCGACUCGGGGUGCUCUGCUCACCAGUUAAUUUUCCCUCCCACUUCCUGCUCAAGUGGAGGGAACAUCCCAUGCUUCCGGACCCCCAGCAAGAUACAUACAUUGACGUGUUCCGUGCAGGCAGAUUCCUGACACAGCAAGAGUGUGGGUCAGCCCUCCAGAUUACUCAGUCUGCACUCAAUGACCCCAAAGUCUAUUCAGCAAUAGAACCUCGUCUGGUUUACGAGAGAAUGGCAAGGAAUCUGGUGUACAUCGGUCGCCAGCAGGGACAGAUGGGGGACAGUAUGCUGUGCUUGAGAAACGCCCUGGAACUAUACCUGGUUAUCUCCCCUGAUGACCUUGAGAAGCGCCUCCUCCUAGCCAGGGUCAACCUUCACCUUAACAUCAACCUGCCUGACGUUGUGGAGAGUCUACAGAGGAUAGCUGACAUGGAUCAGGCUCAGAUGAGUCUGGUGACUUACAUGAUCUCCGCAGCCCAAGCACUCAUACACGAGGAGAAAUCAUCACAGAGUAAAGAGAUAAAAGCCAAAACUCGGGCCCCAAAUUCUGUUGUGGAUUUUUCUGUAGGAAUGAUAAUGAAACAUAAAAGGUAUCACUACAUGUGUUUGAUCUAUGGCUGGGACCCAGUGUGUAAGGCCAGUCCUGAGUGGAUCCUGCAGAUGGGAGUCAACAACUUACCUAAGAAAGACACCCAGCCCUUCUACAACGUCCUCGUGCAGGACGGCUCCAACAGAUAUGCUGCUCAAGAAAACCUUGAAUUUGCCGAGAACUCUCCUGAGAUUACCCACCCUGAAGUGGGAAAAUACUUCCAGGAAUACUGCAAAACAUAUUACAAGCCAAACACGGAGAAAAUGAUGCAAUACCCAGAGGACCUGGAGAUUACCCGCAGAAAGACGGCACAGUUUUACCAUGUGGAGAACUAAUAGAUCAGGUUUGGUUAGAAACAGAGCCCGUAAAAGCCUGACAUCAGUGAGAAUAAAAGAUCCCUGGGCAAUUAUUAGUUAAGACAGCCCAAGAUAGGGGUGCAUAUGUCAAGUGCAAUGGCAGUUGCUCUGGUACAGUUGCACUGGAACAGUUGUCACUUCCUAUUAACCUGGACAAUCACAGAUAAAACAAGGAAAGAAGAAAUGUGCUCGUCUUUUUUUAUAAUAUCUCUGUUGAUAAUAUUUUUGUAUCUAAAAAAUUCAUCUUGAUAUCACCUUUGAUGUUAAAACUCUUUUGAAGUUUCACUUCUCAAGUGCAAGCUGCGUAUUGGUACCCUGCAUUUCCAUGGCUGUGAGAUUGCAUUUGUGAGCCUUCGUCUGAUGCUAGCACAAUUGUGCGAUUGUUUAACGCACGUGUUAACGCAGAGCAAAUGAAAUGGAUUGAGGUAGGAUUUAUUCCUGAGGUAGAUUGAGAGAAUCAUAGAAUCCUACAGGUAAACACAGCUGUUGGCGCAUGGACCAUAGAAACACUGUAGCGAUUAAUUCAAAUGAUCGUACGAGCAAACACAAACACAGUCACAUGUCAGUGGAAACACAGCUUUAGACCAGUCAAUUUCAAGAUUAUCUUUUACGUGGAUUUUGAAAAUCAUCACUCCACCUCCUGCACUCAAAACAUAAUGUAAGGGUGUUCAGUCCCAUUUGUUCCAAGCAGCAGUAAAAGUGCUUGUGAUGAAAAUAAUACUGACAAAUACAUCAACCCAUGCUGUCUUUCUUCUUAUACAUCUUUAUUAAUUGUGUAUUUUCUAGAACGUUUUUUGAAAAAAAAAAAAAAGAAAACAAAGCUACCAAACUGGUUCAAAUGUAUCUGUUUGUCAAAACAUUAUGAUAAGGUUUGCUGGAAAUCAGUGUUUUUAGUGCAACAUGUAUUUGUUGAAACAUUGCAAUAUUUGUUUUGCCGUUUUUUUCUUUUUCUUGAGCACAGUCACUUUCCAGUGAACUUUGUAUUGAAGGUGAUUUCCUGCCAACUUUAUUCCAUAAAUAACCUCUGGACUAGAAUGUCACAGAACACUGAUUUAAACAGAAAACCUUCAGAAAAAUUUUUUCAUUAAGUACUAGCAUUUUACUACUGAAAUGUUUUCAUGAUGUUCAGGUC